Fusarium vanettenii 77-13-4 is the source of this 444-nucleotide messenger RNA. RefSeq lists its product as uncharacterized. Bases 1 to 444 code for a protein of 147 amino acids. NCBI's taxonomy places the organism in Eukaryota, Fungi, Ascomycota, Sordariomycetes, Hypocreales, Nectriaceae. The record is from RefSeq and is a predicted model, not a curated record. The transcript is spliced from 2 exons.
AUGCAAACCUUCACAUCUGUUCUCCUUUUCCUCGGUCUCGCCAUUGCUGCCCCAACUCAAGAAGCAGCCGAGACCCCAAAGAUCAACAAGCGCUUCAACGGCGGAUGGUGUGGCGUUCACGUCCAUACUUUUGACGGAGAAAAUGCCAAGGGUUCCCACGAGAUGAACGUCUGGGUCUACGACGGCAAGCAGCAAUUGAUCUGGUCCAAGGAGAGCAUCUGGGGCAACGGACAGCUCAUGGCUGAGAGUGAAGGCCUCCCUCUGGUCCUAAACAUCAACACUCAUGGAUCUGGCGAUGAUGCGACCUUCACGUACGGCGAUGAUGCCUGGGGAAGUGGGAAGUGGGACUCCAACAACGGUCGAUGCUCAGUUGGCAAGCAAGACAGCCCCAGCUUGACCUCUAGCACCGUUACUGUUGACCUUGACUGUGGAUUCUCUUGCUGA